This is a messenger RNA of Mytilus trossulus (common blue mussel), 1475 nucleotides long. RefSeq names its product nucleoporin SEH1-like. Bases 98 to 1234 code for a protein of 378 amino acids. Lineage: Eukaryota; Metazoa; Mollusca; Bivalvia; Mytilida; Mytilidae. Gene Ontology annotation, cellular component: Seh1-associated complex; nuclear pore outer ring. Gene Ontology annotation, biological process: cellular response to amino acid starvation; positive regulation of TORC1 signaling. The record is from RefSeq and is a predicted model, not a curated record. Gene Ontology annotation, molecular function: structural molecule activity; protein binding. The transcript has 10 exons.
UGAUAAUCCAACCAAAAUUGUUAAUACAUUCUAGUUUACUCGCCGGGAUAAGCAAGAGCUCCAAAAGAAAUGAAAGCAGAUAUAUCUGAUUAGAAUAAUGUUUGUCACUCGUCAUAUACCAACAGACCAUCAGGAUUUAAUUCAUGAUGUGUCUUACGAUUUCCAUGGUAGACGAAUGGCAACAUGCUCAACUGAUCAAACAGUCCAGAUAUGGGAUUUACAAGAUAACGGUGAAUGGAAGUGUACAGCAAGUUGGAAGUCCCACAGUGGGUCUGUAUGGAGGGUGACAUGGGCUCAUCCAGAAUUUGGACAAGUUAUUGCAACAUGCUCCUUUGACAGGACUGUUUCUGUAUGGGAAGAAUGUGUAGGGGACACUGGCAGGGAUGGAGUACAAAGCAACUGGAUUAGAAAAACUAGUCAUGUUGAUAGCCGUACAUCAAUAAUGGAUGUCAAAUUUGCUCCAAAACAUUUAGGAUUAUUAUUAGCCACAUGUUCAGCAGAUGGCAUUGUGAGAAUAUAUGAAGCACCAGAUGUAAUGAACUUGAGCCAGUGGUCUUUACAACAUGAAAUUAUGUGUAAAAUCAGCUGUAGCUGUAUAUCAUGGAAUCCUUCUAGAAUGCAUGCUCCAAUGAUAGCAGUAGGAAGUGAUGAUCCAAGUCCAUCAGCAGGAGGAAAAUGUCAGAUUUAUGAAUUUAAUAGUGCUAAUAGAAAAUGGAACAAAGUAGAAAGUCUAAGUGUAGUUACAGAUCCAGUUCAUGAUGUUGCUUUUGCUCCGAACCUUGGAAGAUCUCAUCAUUUAUUAGCUAUAGCAUCAAAAGAUUUGAAAAUAAUAAGUCUCACACCUUAUGGGAGAGAUGCUGCAUCGACAACUCAAGGAAGUAAAUUUAAAAUGCAACAGGUAGCUGAUUUUUCAGAACAUGAGUCACAGGUAUGGAGACUUAGUUGGAAUGUUACUGGUACCAUUUUGUGUUCCUCAGGAGAUGAUGGCUGUGUACGGUUGUGGAAAGCAAAUUAUCUAGGAAGUUGGAAAUGUAUUGCUGUGUUGAAAGGUGAUGGAAGUCAAGUACAACAGAUGGACAUCAAUCAGAGUUCAAUGUCCUCUAGUGGCGGCCAGGGACAAUCUAACAGUGGUGUCAGGGGCCCUCCAGCAGGAGUUAUGAACAUGAACAUCAAGAGAAAUUCUGGAUGGCCUUUAUUCAAUACACAAAAAGACCAAGGAAAGGCCUACUACUAAUAAUCAAAUACAGAUGAAAAAUGCAAUAAUUAUAGAUGUUGUGAAUCCAUUUUGUCAAAUUAAUAUGUUGAUCCAAUAUUUUGGAUCAAUAUUGUUAAAUUGUUAUGUUUGUUUUAAAAGUGUCUUUGACACAAGCAGCUCAAAUUAGUGUGCCUUAGAUAAUUAUGCUGUAAAAUGGUGUAUUUUCAUAUUAGAAGUUCUUUAUUUGAAAGACCAAACAAGUUUAUGAGGUAUUUUUUUU